This is a messenger RNA of Meyerozyma guilliermondii ATCC 6260, 1563 nucleotides long. RefSeq lists its product as uncharacterized. The record is from RefSeq and is a predicted model, not a curated record. The coding region runs from base 1 to 1563 and encodes 520 amino acids. Gene Ontology annotation, molecular function: ATP hydrolysis activity; ATPase-coupled intramembrane lipid carrier activity; ATP binding. Gene Ontology annotation, cellular component: plasma membrane; endosome; trans-Golgi network. Gene Ontology annotation, biological process: phospholipid translocation; retrograde vesicle-mediated transport, Golgi to endoplasmic reticulum; endocytosis. Lineage: Eukaryota; Fungi; Ascomycota; Pichiomycetes; Serinales; Debaryomycetaceae. The transcript has a single exon.
AUGCUAAAGACACAACAGAUUCACCCGACCAACGCCAGUUUGGCGAGCGGUACAUCAGCCCCAAAGAUAACUCCAGAAAGUCGUCGUACCCUACAAAUGCCGUCUCCAAUGCCAAGUAUAAUCCCAUCACAUUCAUCCCGAUUAUUCUCUACGAACAGUUCAAGUUUUUCUUCAACCUUUAUUUUCCUCCUCGUGGCGUUGUCGCAGAUCGUACCGCAAUUGCGAAUCGGAUACCUUAGUUCCUAUAUUGUUCCGUUGGCAUUUGUGCUCACCGUAACAAUGCUCAAAGAGGCUCUCGAUGAUCUUUCCAGAAGACAUCGUGAUAGAGAACAGAACAACGAACUCUACGAGGUGCUCAAUCGCGCGAGUCUGAUAGCACCAGAGGCAAAGUUGGUGCAGUCCAAGAACCUAAAAGUGGGAGAUUUGGUUCGUCUUCAUAAAGAUACCAGAGUACCAGCCGAUAUGAUUUUGCUCCAAACUUCAGAGAAGGACGGAACAGGAGAGGCAUUCAUCAAGACAGAUCAAUUGGAUGGAGAAACCGACUGGAAACUACGUGUUGCUCUCAAUGCAACCCAGUCGCUUACUAGCAUUUCACAACUUUCAGACAGCAUUUCCUUGAUUGUCUCCGAACCCACCAAAUCGAUUCAUAGCUUUGCGGGAAAACUUAUUCAUCGCCCUCACCAACAGGAUACCUCAUCAUCUGAUCAAACUUACCCGUUAACUAUCGACCAAACUUUAUGGGCCAACACGGUCUUGGCCCUGGGACUGGCUAUUGGUAUCGUGAUCUACACUGGAUACGAGACAAGGCAGCUGCUUAAUACUACCAAGACUGGAGUAAAGACUGGGUUAUUGGAAUUGGAAAUCAACAAAAUCUCCAAGAUUCUUUGCAUAGUUGUUCUCGUUCUAUCCGUUGCAUUGGUUUUGGCCCACGGCUGGCCAUUGAAGUCCACAUGGUACAUUGACAUUCUCAGAUUUCUUAUUCUAUUUUCAACAAUCAUUCCCGUAUCGCUUCGAGUGAACUUGGACUUGGCAAAGUCCGUUUACGCAUCGCAAAUUCAAAGAGAUUACGAGAUCGAAGGUACCAUUGUACGAACAUCGACCAUUCCUGAGGAUUUGGGAAGAAUAGAGUACUUAUUAUCGGACAAGACAGGAACAUUGACCCAGAACGAUAUGGAGUUGAAGAAAUUGCAUCUAGGUAGCGUGAGCUAUUCGGGAGAUACUCUUGAUAUGGUGGGAGAAUACGUUGCUGGUAUGCUUUCAUUGAUUGAUACAAAUCAUCCUAAGAAGCGAGAUUUGAGUGGAAGAGUUUGCGAUUUGGUACUUACACUUGCACUUUGUCACAAUGUCACUCCUACCUAUGACGAAGAAGACUCUGAUUUCGGUACCGCGGUGACCUAUCAAGCUGCAUCGCCGGACGAAACGGCAAUUGUAAAGUUCACUGAGCUGGUUGGUUUGAAAUUAGUAAAGAGAGAUCGCCAGUCGAUAACUCUAUACCACACAAGCUCCAACACAAUACUUGAUUUUGAGAUUCUUUUACAUUUUCCCCUUCAGCUCAGAGACUAA